GGCAUCCCACCUCCACGUGGAAUUCUGCUGCAUGGUCCUUCAGGUACAGGGAAAACCCUUAUUGCAAAAGCUGUGGCUGGGGAGUCUGGUGCUCACUUUAUUUCUAUCAAUGGCCCUGAUAUUCUAAGUAGGUCCGUAAUAUCAUUUUAAUCUAUUUAACAAGAAGGUUCCAUGUUGUCAUGCAUCUGUUCAGUUAUAGAUCACAGGUGGCACCAUAAUGUGGUAAGAACCAAAAAGUGGCACACGAACCGCAAGCGAGUGUGCCACUAAUGUUUUUACAACACAAAUGAAUGGCGUGCUGGACAAAACAAAGAAAAUAAUUUUCUCCUAACUUCAUCCGCGUGUCUGUACGUAAAUUGAUCAUAGCUGAUGACGUCCAAUAACAGUGCCUGUAGUACAUGUAUUCAUUAUAUCAAGACAUGUGAUUGUUAGCUUUUCUGCUCUUGCAUCUUAAAAAGUGUUAUUUUUACAGUGAAACCUUGUUAUUGUGACCGCCAAAAGGCCAUGGAAAACCUGGUCAAAUUAUCAAGGUUUCUGUCGGUAACGCUGACUUGAUUUCGUGAAGUUAGGUCGGAGCAAUUUAGGUUUCUGGGAAACUGCCCACCUACCCCUCCCCUAAGUCAUCAUUUUGCCCUAAGUGAGAAGUAAGUGUUAAUGUUAGCUUAGGGGAGGGGUAGGUGGGCAGUUUCCCAGAAACUUAAAAUUGAUCCGUCAGGUCCACAAGAUUUAUGGUCAUAAUUCCAAGGUGGUCAUGUCAAUUAGCCUGCGAACCGCAGACGUCGUCGCUAACCGGAUGCUCUCGCAGGUGACAUGUCAGUAGAGUGGUCGUGAGGUUGAUGUCCACUGUAUAAACUUGAAAUCAAAUUUAUGUAUCGCAUUCAAAGCAAUUCUUUCAUUUUUUUCCUGACAGGUAUUACGGUGAGACAGAGGCUCGUCUGAGGGACAUAUUCCGUGAGGCCCAGGAGAAGGCUCCUAGUAUUGUAUUCAUAGAUGAGCUUGAUGCUUUAUGUCCCAAGAGGGACAAAGUACAGAAUGAGUUUGAGAAGAGAGUCGUGGCCACCUUGCUUACCCUUAUGGACGGAGCUACUUCAGUUGUAAGUUGAAUAACGUUUUAAAACCUUAGGUCAGCAAGUUAAUCCCAACAAUUUUUGCUUCAACCCAUCAAAAGCUCUACCCAGUUCUGGGUAGUAACGCUCCAUCAAUGUUGAAUCUCUGCGCUCGUUUCUCAGUCGUCAUAAUUUUCGCGAGGGCACCAGUGGUGGCAUCGCGAAAUGUCGGUUGUUUUCUGAGGCUAACCUUCACAUGAAACAUCGCUUUUUCUCGUUUUUUUCUCCUAGAAUUUCUCAACUGGUCACGUGCUUGUAUUGGCGGCCACCAACCGGCCAGAUGCCUUGGACCCAGCCCUUCGCAGACCAGGGAGACUGGACCGAGAGAUUGAGAUCGGCAUCCCUAAUGCUGUUGAUCGUGAGGAUAUUCUGAGAACGCUUUUGGGGACUGUGACACAUAGCCUCACGGAGGAGGAAUUUGCCAGGUAAUAAAUAAGGGAUGGUGGGCAAGAAUUAGAUGUAUUAUAUGGCGAUUUUAUGGCUGGUUUCACGCGGAGCGGGCAAGAUGAAGAUAAUACUAUGUUCUGAUUGGCCGCUUGAGCGGACAAGAAGGGUUCAUCAUGCCCGUUUCUCGCAAAACAGAUUUUGUUUUGCCCAUAUAGUAAAUCCUUUAAUGAGUAAGCUUAUUUGCUCAAGAUAACUUUAUGUGUCCUCGUUCUUUUCUUUCCUUUUUUUUUGCAUAUUAAAGAGCUUUAGAUUCUAAGACGAGGACGACUACGAUUACGGGAUUUUAUUAAUACUAAGUAGAGCGCGCGCGUGAACCAGCAUCAUUUUGGCGGGAAAACGUGAUAAACGUGGCGGAAGCAGGUUAUCAAAUGUUGCACGUUUUAUAAUUCUGCGCUCGGGAAAGGGUUUAACCUGCUUCGAUAAAAAUAACUGUGCUAACUUUUCUGGAGAAAAAAGUACAAUUAAGUUUUCUGAGGUAAAAACGCGAACAAAAAAAACUUUUGCCAGUAUCCAGCCAUCUUCACCAAACAAGCUUUGUCCAUGACGAAUUUAUCUGUGCUUUUCACAUUGCACGUGUCAGGGCUGUCAAUAAUAGUUAGAUCUAAGUUUAAACUCAAAAAUUAACAAACCUAACCCAGGCCCCUUUUACAAUUAUAUAGUAUAACUUAAAAUAGUCUUGUAUAUCCUUUAAGAGAUUAAGUACUUCUGGGUUCGAUAGGGGUCGAUUGUGGGUGGUUGGUACCUUGCUCGAGACCAUAUCCUUCAGCUAAAUUACUCAAUAACUUAUGUCCUCUCAGCACCCGGACAUGAGGACACCUAAAACGUCUAUCAUACUCUAAAGCUUGUCUGUUUUCUUUGACAGGUUUGCAGAAAUGGCGCAUGGUUACGUAGGAGCGGAUCUUGCUGCCGUGUGUAAAGAGGCGGGGUUAAAGGCAUUCAAACGCUGUUUAGCAAAACAAGAGAUGACGUCAUCUCUUAAUAGUACUGUCAGCGAAGAGACCCUCAAGGAUAAGCUUCUGGUUACAAGAGAUGACGUCAUCGCCGCGUUUGCGCAGGUUGGACCAAGUGCUAUGCGAGAAGUUGCCAUCGAUGUUCCUAAGGUGGGUACCCUAGAGUGUGAUUGAACCUUGCCGGGUGAGAGUAGCGUAGAUCUUCUCCUUGAUAAGAAACACGCACGUUCCACUGUUUCCUAAUUUGUUCUGACCAAGACUUUUUUUCCUAUGUGGUUUUUUAAUGGCUGUUCCUUUAGUCACAAACUUGCAAUAAGAGAGUUGAGAGAAGUGCGAUACUAGCCAGCCACGUGAUAGGCCUUGAAUUGGCACAGAAAAACAAGGGGAGUGUUAAAUUUCCCUCACUUUACACUCACCUCGUCAGUCCUGCCUUUAAUUUUCUUUGUCUUGGAUGUAUCACACAGCGGCAUUAUUCCUAACGAUCGUAAUAUAAUUUUUUACAGUCUUGAUUUUUAAGUUCCACUACAUUGGUAAUCAACAUGUUUUAUUUUGUUGUUAACCAUGUUUUAGGUUCGUUGGGAUGACAUUGGAGGAAACACUGUUAUCAAACAAAAGCUAAUGCAAGCAGUUGAAUGGCCCCUGAAACACCCAGAGGUGAGGAUGACAACCUACCCACCCCUUCCUUUAACACUUUCACCUCAUGAACGAAGGGAAUAACAAAAACGCCAAACACAGCACUGUGUACUUCCCCUUAUUCACUUUUCAAACAGUGGUGUGGGGACUGACCCGUCCCUAGUUAUCUUUCUUCCCGCGUGGAAGGUGCCCGUGGGAGAGCCUCCGCUGCGCCUUGUAGUAGCCUCCCGUGGCCUUUCCUUGACCGCCUACAAAUGAUAAGAGGCCGCUGGGGACAAGUGAGGUGUGGGUAAGAUCAUAUUUUCUGCUUCUGUGUUGCAAAAUGUGUAAGGAAGGCAGUGCCAACUUAUGUGAAUCUUACCGUUCAGCCAGUUACAAAACAUAGAUCGUUAAAGUACUUGCCCUGUCGGUAUGCUAGCUUGUGACCUCAAAAUCCACUUCGGUGAAGAUCAAAUUGCAUGUUUUUGAUUUGAUUUUGUUUUUUUGCAGGCAUUUAAGCGGCUUGGUAUCAGCCCUCCAAGGGGAAUCCUGAUGUACGGACCUCCAGGAUGCAGCAAGACCCUUGUAGCACGAGCAUUGGCUACAGAGAGUGGACUCAAUUUCUUAGCGGUGAAGGGUCCUGAGCUUUUUAGUAAAUGGGUUGGUGAGUCAGAGAAAGCUGUAAGACAGGUUAGUUAGGCCCAGUUCAAACGUGGAACCUUUCAUGUACCAUUUCUUGUACCAUGUUCAUGUACUUUAAAAUACCUGUUUGGCUCGACCCAAAUGAUACAAGUUGGACGGUUAAUUCAAACGUCGAAACUUAAUAGUCGGAGUCAAUUCAUUUUCACGAUGUACAAAUAGUACAAUGAUUGACACUGCUUACCAGUCAAGAUGAAUUAUAGUUAAUUGAUGCAUUAGAUUCGGCAAAUGAAAAGUUCGACGUUUGAAGUUCUUCAGGGGUCUCAUUAAGGGCCGGGCACCGCGCAAACUGGCCGCCUGUGAAUGCAACUUUGCCCUGCUGCUUAACAUCUCAAAGAACUUUUUUUAAUACAAGGAAUGAUCAAAAACAGUUUUAAGUUACAAUCGUGCCCUUCAUCGUCUGAGUUUUCUCAAACAUAAAACAUACUUUACCGUCAAAUUUCCACUUUAUCACAGGCGGCAUGAAAUCCCCUUGUUUGUUGAGUGUUGAAAAAUAAGAAUCGUCCAUAAUGCAUUACGAAAAGAACUGUGCUCUGUGCACUGAUUAAAUUGUCUAGAAAAGUUAUCCUUUUUUGGUAGAUGAAAUACAUUGUCUGCAGCUUCAGAAUUCAGGAAAACACAUCUCUGCGGGAAAGCGUGCCCCCAGAUCCCCCUGCCCGAAGGGCCUUGCCAAUUCUUUGCCCGGGUGUCAAACUCAGUUGCCCCCCUGUUCAAAAUUUUAAAGAAACCCCUGGGUCUUUGAAACGAAGUCGGUCCAAAGUCGAAAUUCCUUUGUGGGUCACUUGAACUCAAUUCAUGGUAGACCCAAAUUAGACAUGUCGGACUGAACUGAUUCAAACAUCGAUCUUUUCAUAGUUCGACGUUUGAACGGGCCUUAGUUUAUCAUCCAAACCAAAAAAUUGUGCACUCACCAAACAUCGUUGCUCCUUCUUAAGACAGAAAUUUCAAUUUCUGGGCUCGCUCAUACACAAGCUAGAAACCGAAACGUGGACUUUUUUCAUGUUUUUUCCUCCUUUUUUUUCUCCUUUUUUUCAGUGUGGUGGUUACCUUUCUUUGUCAACUCAUUUGAUAAAGAUUGUGUCGUUUCCUUAUGGUUCGUUUGAGAAAUUGUAAGCUAACCACAUUUUUGGUCAUUUUCUUGCCAGGUUUUUCAAAAAGCCCGCGCUGCAGCGCCCUCCAUCGUCUUCUUCGAUGAAAUAGACGCCCUCGCAGCUCCCCGUGGCAGCGGUGGAGACAGUGGCGUCUCCAGCGUGUCAGAUCGCGUUCUAACGCAGUUGCUAACAGAAUUAGAUGGUGUUGAAACGCUUAAAGAUGUCAUAAUGGUGGCGGCAACGAAUCGUCCUGAUAUGAUUGACAAAGCGUUACUCCGCCCUGGAAGAAUAGACAGAAUCAUUUAUGUUCCACUCCCGGAUACAGAAGCUAGGAAAGAAAUUUUUAAAAUUCAUCUUACUAAAACUCCCCUCGGAAACGAUGUGGUGUUACAAGAUCUGGCGGAAAGGACAGAAUUGUUUUCAGGCGCUGAAAUUUCUGCUUUGUGUCGCGAAGCAGCGUUGGGAGCGCUACAAGAAGACAUUGAAUCGUGUGAAGUACACAUUCGACACUUCAAUUCAGCUUUUAUCGCAGUGAAACCUAGAACUUCCCGGGAGUUGAUUGAACUUUACAAAAGAUACCAGAAUGAAAGUGGCGUUCAUUCUAUUUAG
Messenger RNA from Porites evermanni, 5514 nucleotides. The record is from the annotation of a GenBank genome assembly. NCBI's taxonomy places the organism in Eukaryota, Metazoa, Cnidaria, Anthozoa, Scleractinia, Poritidae.